CGCCUCAAGAAAGCUUAUCUUUCCAACAUAUAAAACCAACAAUUUGAAUAGAAGUGUUAGUACCUAGUAGCCAGUGGUAAAUGGUAAGCAAGUUUUCAUACAAAAAUUGAGAGGGGAAAUUAAACUAUGGGCGGUCUGCAACUGCCACUACACAGCAUCCAUGCUUUAUUUCCCAAACCCAAUUCCUACAUGUCUUCUCUAUCCACUGGUUGUGUUACAAGGACCAUAGCACUGCUUUAUCCUAGUGGAAACUAUGCUUUUAGAGGAGCACAAGGAAGGUUUUUUCACUAUACUACCAGAAGUACUCCAGUUUCAGCGUCAGUACAGCCCGUGACAGAGGAAUUGAUGGAGGAGGAUUAUAAAACUGAAGAUAAUCCUGUUAGUGGGAAUUCCAUACGUCGCAGAUUUCUUGAAUUCUAUGCUUCCCGAGGCCAUAAGGUUCUUCCGAGUUCUUCUCUUGUGCCGGAUGAUCCCACUGUGCUUUUGACAAUUGCAGGAAUGCUUCAAUUCAAGCCUAUAUUCCUCGGGAAGGCUUCCAGACAAGUACCUCGAGCUACAACUUCUCAGAAGUGCAUUCGCACAAAUGAUGUGGAGAAUGUCGGACGAACAUCCCGGCAUCAUACAUUUUUUGAGAUGCUUGGAAAUUUCAGUUUCGGUGAUUACUUCAAGAAAGAAGCAAUUAAAUGGGCAUGGGAGCUUUCAACUAAAGAAUUUGGGCUACCAGCUGACCGACUAUGGAUCAGCAUAUAUGAGGAUGAUGAUGAAUCCUAUGAAAUAUGGCAUAACGAGGUGGGUGUUCCCUCUGAGCGUAUUAAGAGGAUGGGUGAAGAUGACAACUUCUGGACCAGCGGAAUAACUGGUCCUUGCGGUCCAUGCUCGGAGCUCUAUUAUGACUUUCAUCCUGAAAGAGGAUUAAUGGAUGUGGAUCUUGGAGAUGAUACGAGGUUUAUUGAAUUCUAUAAUCUAGUUUUCAUGCAGUACAAUAAAAUGGACGAUGGAUCACUGGAACCCUUAAAACAAAAGAAUAUAGAUACUGGUCUUGGCCUGGAGCGUCUGGCUCGUAUCCUUCAAAAGGUUCCAAACAAUUAUGAGACUGACCUGAUUUAUCCCAUUAUUGAAAAGGCUUCCGAGUUGGCAAAUAUAUCAUAUGCUCAAGCUGAUGAUCAAACAAAAAUGAAACUCAAAAUAAUAGGAGACCAUUUGCGUGCGGUCGUGUUUCUUAUAUCGGAUGGAGUACCCCCAUCAAAUAUUGGUAGAGGCUAUGUGGUUCGCCGGCUUAUUAGAAGGGCUGUUCGUACUGGUAGAUUACUUGGUAUAGAGGGUGAUGGUAAAGGUAACCUAGAUGGAGCUUUCUUACCGACCAUUGCUGAGAAAGUAAUGGAGUUGAGCACCCAUAUUGAUUCAGAUGUAAAGGCUAGAGCAUCCCGCAUCCUUGAAGAGUUACAAAGAGAAGAACUUCGCUUUGUGCAGACGCUUGCGAGAGGAGAGAAGUUGCUUGACCAAAUGCUUGAAGAUGCAUCAUCAAGUGGUCAAAAAGAUAGAGCUGUACCUUGCUUAUCUGGGAAAGAUGUAUUUCUUUUGUACGACACAUUUGGAUUUCCAGUUGAGAUAACAGCAGAGGUUGCUGAAGAAUGUGGUGUUAAAAUAGAUAUGGAUGGUUUUGAUUCUGAGAUGGAAAAACAAAGGCGCCAAUCUCAGGCUGCCCAUAAUGUUGUUAAACUUACAGUUGACAAUGAUGAUCUUUCUGAAAAUAUUUCUGACACUGAGUUUCUAGGAUAUGACACCCUUUCUUCCAGAGCAAUCAUUGAAAGUCUCUUGGUAAACGGGAAGCCAGUAAUUCAGGUUCCUGAAGGAAGUGAAGUAGAAGUUUUGCUGAACAGAACGCCGUUUUAUGCUGAAUCUGGUGGUCAAAUUGGGGAUCACGGUAAAUUGUAUGUUACUGAAGGCGAAAGCAAAUGUAAAGCUGUUGUGGAAAUAAAAGAUGUUCAAAAAUCUCUAGGCAAUGUGUUUAUUCAUAAGGGCACUGUAAUAGAGGGAGUCCUAGAGGUUGGCAGAGAAGUAGAAGCUGCAGUUGAUCCAAAACUGAGACAGCAAGCUCAGGUUCAUCAUACUGCUACUCAUUUGUUACAAUCCGCACUCAAAAAAAUUAUUGGCCAAGAAGCAUCACAAGCAGGUUCACUGGUGGCUUUUGACCGUCUUAGGUUCGACUUCAACUUUCAUCGAGCACUUUUUGAUAAUGAGCUGGAGGACAUUGAAGAAUUGAUAAAUGGAUGGAUUGGGGACGCAGCCCUUCUGCAAAGCAAGGUGAUGCCCCUCUCCGAGGCUAAAAAUGCUGGGGCUAUUGCAAUGUUUGGAGAAAAAUAUGGAGAGCAGGUACGGGUUGUAGAGGUUCCAGGUGUAUCAAUGGAACUUUGUGGUGGAACUCACGUUAGCAACACUUCUGAGAUACGCGCCUUCAAAAUAAUCUCAGAGCAGGGAAUUGCUUCUGGAAUUAGGCGUAUAGAAGCUGUGGCUGGUGAAGCUUAUAUUGAAUAUAUGAAUGCAAGAGAUUCCCAGAUGACACGUCUUUGCUCCACUCUCAAAGUGAAAGCUGAAGAAGUGACAACAAGGGUAGAAAGUCUCUUAGAGGAGUUACGAAUUGUAAGAAAUGAAGUUUCAGCCGUACGUUCAAAAGCAGCAGUAUAUAAAGCAUCAAUCAUCGCAAACAAGGCACUUUCAGUGGGAACGUCAAAAACCAUUCGGGUACUAGUUGAGUCCAUGGAUGAUAUAGAUGCGGAUUCACUUAAAAGUGCAGCCGAAUACUUGAUUGCUGAGCUAGGAGAUCCGGCAGCCAUAGUUUUGGGGUCUUGUCCAGAUGAUGGAAAGGUGAGCUUAGUUGCUGCAUUCAGUCCAGGGGUUGUCAAAUUUGGUGUUCAGGCAGGAAAAUUCAUAGGGCCUAUAGCAAAAUUUUGUGGUGGUGGAGGCGGUGGCAGACCGAACUUUGCUCAAGCAGGCGGACGGAAACCUGAAAAUUUAUCAACUGCUUUGGAGAAAGCUCGAGAAGAUCUAUUGACGAUUCUAACUGAAAAGGCAAGCUGAAAUAGUUCUCAUAAUCUCAUUAAACGUCCCAUCACAUUGCAUAUAUAAGACAUGCUGUAAUUUAACCAAUGAGUUAUAACUCAAAUGGUAUAUGCGUUAGUCAACAUUUUGCCAA
Molecule: messenger RNA, 3193 nt
Organism: Mercurialis annua (annual mercury)
Lineage: Eukaryota; Viridiplantae; Streptophyta; Magnoliopsida; Malpighiales; Euphorbiaceae
Product: alanine--tRNA ligase, chloroplastic/mitochondrial
Exons: 13
Coding region: 127-3078 (983 amino acids)
Biological process (GO): alanyl-tRNA aminoacylation; tRNA modification
Cellular component (GO): cytoplasm; cytosol; chloroplast
Molecular function (GO): aminoacyl-tRNA deacylase activity; ATP binding; nucleic acid binding
Source: RefSeq, a predicted model, not a curated record